AUGACAGACUUCCUUGAACGGGCGAGGCACAUUCUGAAAAGCACCCCUUUAGUUGAUGGGCACAAUGAUUUCCCAAUUUUGGUUCGACAGCAGCUUCACAACAAGAUCUACGAGCAUGACUUUGAAUCGGAGAGACUCGGGAGUCACACAGAUUUUGAAAAGAUGAAGCGUGGACUUAUGGGGGGCCAAUUUUGGAGUGUUUUCAUACCCUGCCCGGAAGACCUUAUCCCAGGUGUUGACUUGUCGGCAAGACCAGAGGAUAAGUAUGUGCCAGGAAUUAAUGAGCCCACGUGGGCCGUCCGAGACACUCUAGAGCAAAUCGACCUCAUCAAGCGUUUCAUAGCAGAGUAUCCCAAGUACCUCCAGCUGUGCAUCGACCCUCGCUGCGUCCGAACAACGCACAAAGCAGGCAAAGUGGCAAGCAUGAUCGGUGUAGAAGGUGGCCACCAGACGGGGAAUUCUCUCGGCACUCUCCGCCUAUUUUAUGAACUGGGGGUCCGUUACAUGACCUUGACGCACAAUUGCGACAACGCAUUUGCGACGGCUGCGUCGACUCUCGCCAACACGGACAAAGAUGCGGGCCUCACCUCCUUUGGCACAGAACUUGUUCGCGAAAUGAACCGGCUGGGUAUGAUGGUCGAUCUCUCACAUGUUUCAUUCAACACGAUGCGCGAGGUUCUCCGGAUUGCCCGUGCCCCUGUCAUCUUCUCGCAUUCCGCAUCAUACACUGUCCAGCAUCACUGGCGAAAUGUGCCUGACGAUGUUCUGUUGAGUGUCAAAUCCAAUGGCGGCGUGGUCAUGGUCCCGGUGAUACCGUUUUUCCUGAACAUUGCGAACCCGGACCAAGGGACGGUGGAAGACGUCGUGGACCACAUUUUGCAUGUGGCUGAGGUCGCCGGAUGGGACCAUGUCGGUCUCGGAUCAGAUUUCGAUGGAACCGUGUACGUUGCAGAGGGAAUUGAGGACAUUUCGCAAUGGCCCAAUUUGAUCGCCCGUCUGCUCGCGAGAGGAGUCACAGAACAGCAGGCUCAGAAGCUUGUUGGAGAGAACAUUUUGAGGGUAUGGGAAGACAUUGAAAUGAUCGCGACCCAGCUUCGAAAAGUUCAGAAACCGAGUGAAGAGUCAUGGCACGGCCGUGUUUGGGAAGAGACAAACACGGAAGUGCCGCGAUUGUUUCCAAACUAG
This is a messenger RNA of Rhinocladiella mackenziei CBS 650.93, 1185 nucleotides long. RefSeq lists its product as uncharacterized. The transcript is spliced from 3 exons. Gene Ontology annotation, molecular function: metallodipeptidase activity. Bases 1 to 1185 code for a protein of 394 amino acids. Gene Ontology annotation, biological process: proteolysis. NCBI's taxonomy places the organism in Eukaryota, Fungi, Ascomycota, Eurotiomycetes, Chaetothyriales, Herpotrichiellaceae. The record is from RefSeq and is a predicted model, not a curated record.